Mycena citricolor is the source of this 1116-nucleotide messenger RNA. Lineage: Eukaryota; Fungi; Basidiomycota; Agaricomycetes; Agaricales; Mycenaceae. The record is from the annotation of a GenBank genome assembly.
AUGGCGGAUUCCAAUGUACAGCCACAGCCCAGACCUCAAGGCACGAACAACGGAACAAAGAAGGAGCCAGCAAGCUGGACUGAUGACGACGUCGAGUUCAUGGUAGACUACCUCAUAGAGCAUGCCAGCGAGGGUAGCGAAGGCCUCUUCUCGUCCAAUUUCUGGCGUGCUUUUGCUGUAGAGCUCAACAAACGGAUCACCGAGGGUGGAGACAAGACCGGCCCUGGCUGCAGUCAGAAGUACAGCGACCUUCGCGCCCUUUGGUUUCUUGUUGACAAGAUCAAGAAGACGUCGGGGUACAGUUGGAAUGAUGAGACAGGUGUCACUGUCGUUCCGGCCAUGGUUUCGACGUGGGACGACUGGGUGAAGAUCAAGACAAAGGCAAAGCGCUUCCGACGAAAAGGCUGGCCGUACCAUGAGAAGAUGUCAGCUCUGAUGCCGUCCAAGGCAAAGGGAACCUACGCUUUUCAUGCCGGCAAUGGCAGCACUUCGCAAUCGACCGUCCGAACCCAGGAAACCAGCCAAGCAACUACCAAGACACAAGAUGAGCCCGAAUCACAAAACGCGACCGAAGAUUCUCAGGCACACAUGCCUCCGGCUCAUGAUCGUGAGCCUUCACCCGCUUGGGAUGAAGACAAGAUGGACCGGUCCUUUUCGGGCACCAAUAACGCCGAGGACGGCACGACUUCUGUGAACGACUCACCUGUUCCUAAAUCAGCAUUGUCACGCAAGCGCGUUCCGGCGCAGGCUACCCCUGCUGCAUCUCGUAAACGUCUCCGGCCAUCAAGCAGUGCACAGGCAGCAGAGCGCCUCAACAAUCUUGUGUCAGCAGCAGCUGAUAUGAACGGCCUUAUGCGAACAUACAUGCAAGGCAUCACUCCGACUGGACCACUCAGCCCCGAGCGUCGACGCAACACCAAUUGGCAUGUACAAGGAAUCACUUGGUUGGAUGGACCUCAGAAGCUCAGUCUCAUCAGCAUCUUUCGUGAUGUCCGUCUAGUGGAUGAAUAUUUUGAUCUCGAAGAUGAGGGCUUGCGGAUUGAAUGGAUCAUGGCGGAACUUGGAAAACUGAAUAUCUUUGUGAUUGACCCUUGUCUUUUUGAUACCGUGCAGUAG